Molecule: messenger RNA, 657 nt
Organism: Phytophthora sojae
Lineage: Eukaryota; Oomycota; Peronosporomycetes; Peronosporales; Peronosporaceae
Exons: 5
Coding region: 1-657 (218 amino acids)
Source: RefSeq, a predicted model, not a curated record
AUGGCCGAGAAGAAAGAGUUCUGGAAGCAGUUCACCGCUAGCCAGACCGCGUCAUCGCUGCGCAGCUGCCUGAUUGGGAUGGGCGCUAAGCCUCGGCUCUCCAAGAUCGAGGAUAUUUUGGACGACGCUGAUUUAGUUGCGUCAGCCCGCUGGGUCAACGGCUUCAUGCGUCGCUACGGGCUGUCGCUACCACGCACCACCAAUCUUACCGUGCUCACUGAUGAUCGACGCGGUCCCACUCGUGUGCCUCCGAUCCGCAACAGCAGGAGCCUGCCCUCGAGCUACACGAAUCAUCGGUGCGCACGCCUCCUCGCACCGACCAGCGUCUUAACCAGAGUACCCGGCUCCGCGCGACCUCCCUGCACGUUCCGGUCCGAAAGCGAAGAGCCGGAUGACAGCAACGAUGAAGACUCGAGCAUUGCCGAAUCAACUGCGGAGGAUGGAGAGGUGACGGGAGACAGCGAGGUGAUUGAAGACGAUGAGCCAGCCGACGAGGACACAAGUAUCAAUUUGAUCGAGGUCGACCUUCACCAGAAGGUGACAAGCCUUAUCAGAACCGACAAGUAUGACAAAGUCAGAGAGCUGAUGACCGUCUACUCGAUGCUAGGCGCGCUCAUGCAAAUGGAUACGGUGGAGCGUCACCGUGACAAGGGCUAG